Penicillium manginii is the source of this 1470-nucleotide messenger RNA. RefSeq names its product Amino acid/polyamine transporter I. The transcript has 8 exons. NCBI's taxonomy places the organism in Eukaryota, Fungi, Ascomycota, Eurotiomycetes, Eurotiales, Aspergillaceae. Gene Ontology annotation, molecular function: transmembrane transporter activity. The coding region runs from base 1 to 1470 and encodes 489 amino acids. Gene Ontology annotation, biological process: transmembrane transport. The record is from RefSeq and is a predicted model, not a curated record. Gene Ontology annotation, cellular component: membrane.
AUGACUAUGGCCGAGGAAGCCCCGUCCAAUGGCCAUGUCGCCCCUAAAUGGCGCGGUACCCAGGCCGACCAAGCCGAUAUGAGUGCCCUGGGGAGAGAUCAGGUUCUGCGGCGUAACUUCCGAUUCAUCUCCAUUGUUGGAUUUGGCUGCACAUUGAUCGCUACGUGGGAGGUUGUUUUGACUCUACUGCAACAAGGCUUGACAGACGGAGGUACUGCCGGGCUGAUUUGGGGGUUCCUCAUUGUCGCUGCUGGGUUUCUUCUUGUAUUCUUGAGUUUGGCCGAAAUGGCAUCCAUGGCCCCUACUUCUGGUGGACAAUACCAUUGGGUAUCGGAGUUUGCCCCUCCUAGCUGUCAAAAAUUCCUCAGCUACAUAACUGGUUGGCUGUGCGCCAUGGGCUGGCAAUGUGCCAUUGUGUCGAUCGCCUAUUUGGCUGGAACGAUUAUUCAAGGUUUGAUAGUGUUGAACAAUCCAGAAUAUGGCAUGGAAGCGUGGCAUGGUACCUUGCUGGUGAUCGCCAUCACGCUGUUUUCGAUUAUUUUCAACACCUUUUUGGCCAAGCGACUGCCCUUCGUGGAAGUGCUGAUUCUGAUUCUCCAUGUGUGCGGUCUGUUUGCUAUCGUGAUUCCCCUUUGGGUACUUGGUCCUCGACGCAGCGCGAAGCAGGUGUUUACUGAUUUUAACAAUGGAGGGUCCUGGAACAGCGCGGGGACUGCCACGCUUGUCGGAUUCUCAACUACCAUCACUGCGCUGAUUGGAUACGAUUGCGCAGUGCAUAUGUCGGAGGAGAUCAAAGAUGCGUCUGAGACCCUACCAAAGGCGAUGAUAACCUCAGUCUGCACCAAUGCCGCCUGUGGAUUCCUGGUAUUGGUGACGGUCUGCUUUACCCUGGGCGACGUUGACGACAUCCUGGCCACUCCAACACGGUACCCGUUUAUGCAGGUGUUCUAUAACGCGACAGAGAGUCUUCCGGGCACGAACACCAUGACUGCCAUUUUGGUACUCACCUUGACGGCGAGCACGAUCACAGAAGUAGCAACGGCAUCGCGCCAGUUGUGGUCUUUCGCGCGUGAUCGCGGCCUUCCUUUCUCUGACUUCUUUGGAUAUGUUAACCCCGGUUGGAAUAUCCCCUUGAACGCUGUGAUGGUCUCAUUGGUAGUGACGAUCCUUUUGUCGCUCAUUAAUAUCGGCUCUUCAGCCGCGCUGCUCGCCAUCGUGACUCUUACUAUCAGUGCAAUGAUGUCGUCGUAUAUUAUCACGAUUGGUUGCGUACUUCUCAAACGUAUCAGAGGGGAGCCCCUUCCACCGCACAGAUGGACGCUCGGUCGGUUCGGCAUGGCCAUCAACAUCGGGUCGCUGUGCUUUCUCUGUCCAGUUUUCGUUUUCGCCUUUUUCCCCCUUACCUCGACUGUUGAACCUGAAAGCAUGAAUUGGGACGACACCAUUACAUCCCGCCUGUCGCGCUGGUGA